Lachnellula hyalina is the source of this 1257-nucleotide messenger RNA. Its product is annotated as Oxidoreductase. Gene Ontology annotation, molecular function: flavin adenine dinucleotide binding; electron-transferring-flavoprotein dehydrogenase activity. NCBI's taxonomy places the organism in Eukaryota, Fungi, Ascomycota, Leotiomycetes, Helotiales, Lachnaceae. Gene Ontology annotation, cellular component: cytoplasm. The transcript has a single exon. The record is from RefSeq and is a predicted model, not a curated record. The coding region runs from base 1 to 1257 and encodes 418 amino acids.
AUGGCAGAAAAUACCCUACCGGCUUCUCAGAGAAGAAUUGUCAUUCUUGGCGGCUCUUACGGCGGCGUGUCUACUGCCCAUUACCUCCUCAAACAUGCUGUUCCUCACCUACCCAAUAAAGACUCAUAUCAGGUGAUACUUGUUAGUCCCUCGAAGCAAGCAAUGUGUCGGCCCGCUUGUCCUCGUGCCUUGAUAUCAGAUGAAAUGUUCGCACAAGAUAAACUCUUCGUCAGUAUCCAGAAAGCAUUUGAGCAAUACCCCAAGGACAGUUUCAGCUUCAUCCAUGGCACAGCGACCGAGCUUGACCACAACAACCGAACAGUCUCUAUCAGUCUAUCGACCGGCAAUUCGGAGAAGCUUGACUUCUAUGCUCUUGUCAUUGCUACUGGUGCAUCGACCCCUUCUCCCCUGUUCAGCUUGAACCGGGACGAAAACUUCCUUCGGGAGAGCUGGACCGCGUUUCGCAAAGCACUGCCAAAUGCUAAGAGCAUUGUCAUAGGAGGUGGAGGUCCAGCUGGUGUUGAGACAGCCGGUGAACUGGGCGAAUUUCUCAAUGGCCGCGCGGGUUGGUUCAGUUCCAAGUUAGAGAACCCCAAGGUCUCUAUCACAGUCGUGACUGCCGCUUCGCAAAUCCUACCUCUCCUGCGUCCCUCCAUUGCGCAUAAAGCGGAGACUCUUCUUGGCAAAGUUGGCGUGACAGUCAUCAAGAAUGUCCGAAUCAAGAACGUGUUGCCAGAUGGUGCAGGAACAGACAUUGUCGCUACAAAAGCAACCGUUACACUGAAAGAUGGAAAAACACUAGACGCCGACCUCUAUAUUCCUGCGAUGGGAAUGAAGCCAAACACAAGUUUCGUCAGCGAGACGCUCCUAACCUCCGACGGCCGCGUCGAAACUAAUCCCACAACGUUUCGUGUUGAUAAAGCUGGUCUGCGGAUCUAUGCCGUCGGCGAUGUGGCAUCCGCGGCAAGGCCAGCCGUGCAUAAUAUUCUCGGCGCCAUUCCCGUCCUCUGUACAAACAUCAAGCGUGAUCUGCUCUUGGACUCUGGGAAGCAGAAAAGUUCCGUGGGGGAGGAUCGAGAAUUCAAAGAGGAUACCCGUGAGAUGCAGCUGGUACCGAUCGGGAAGAGUAAGGGAGUCGGUGCCGGGAUGGGGUAUCAGGUACCCAGCUUUUUUGUAUGGUUGAUCAAAGGCCGGGAUUACUGGCUCUGGUCGGUAGGCAACUUGUGGAGUGGGAAGCAGUGGGCGAAAGAGUCUUGA